This is a messenger RNA of Syngnathus acus (greater pipefish), 1136 nucleotides long. RefSeq names its product lectin, galactoside binding soluble 3b (gene lgals3b). Gene Ontology annotation, biological process: monocyte chemotaxis; positive chemotaxis; positive regulation of calcium ion import. The coding region runs from base 124 to 1062 and encodes 312 amino acids. The transcript has 7 exons. Lineage: Eukaryota; Metazoa; Chordata; Actinopteri; Syngnathiformes; Syngnathidae. The record is from RefSeq and is a predicted model, not a curated record. Gene Ontology annotation, molecular function: IgE binding; laminin binding; carbohydrate binding. Gene Ontology annotation, cellular component: immunological synapse; nucleus.
AUUUUCCUGAGGGUGUGGCCUGAAUUUGCAAACAAGGUGAGGCUGGCCCACGCACUUGCAUUUGCACACUAAGUCUGUGGCACUGCGCACCUCAGUUGCCACUUGUCUACUUCAACACAGAAGAUGAAUCUAUCUGACGCUCUUGAGGAUAGCUCCUCCUCCGGGGCCGGCAGCCAAUCAGUAGGAAGCGGGGCUUGGCCCCAACAACCCAACCAGUCUCAGUGGCCUGGUGGGUCCACCAACCCCACCUGGGGUGGAGGGGCAAGUUUGUGGCCUGGACAGCAGCUCUCAGCCGGUGGCCAAAGCGGACCUCAAUGGCCUGGACAGCAGCCCUCAGCUGGUGGCCAAGGUGGACCUCAGUGGCCUGGACAGCAGCCCUCAGCCGGUGGCCAAAGCGGACCUCAAUGGCCUGGACAGCAGCCCUCAGCCGGUAGCCAAGGCGGACCUCAGUGGCCUGGACAGCAGCCUGUACCUGGUGGCCAAGGUGGAUCUCAGUGGUCUGGACAGCAGCCUGUACCUGGUGGCCAAGGCGGAUCUCAGUGGCCUGGACAGCAGCCUGUACCUGGCAGAGGAGGAGCUCAGUGGCCAACCCCCUCACCAGGGGCCGGGAACUGGCCCGCGCCAUCGCCCGGAAUAGAAGCUUUGGGUUCUCUGAAGGUCCCGUACAACCAAAAGCUUCCCAAAGGACUGAGAAGUGGAAGCGUUAUUCACAUCAAAGGAAAUAUCAAUUCCAAUGCUGAUAGGGUGACGGUGGACCUGUCCACCGACAGGGAUCUGAUGUUCCACUUCAAUCCCCGCUUCAACGAGAGCGGCAGGAAGGUGAUCGUCAGGAACAGCAGAAUUGGUGGCAGGUGGGGCAACGAGGAGAGGAACCUGUCGCGCUUCCCCUUCGCAGCCGGCCAGCCCUUUGAGAUGAAGAUCGAGUGCACAUCGAGUAUGUUCAAGGUCUCUGUUCAAGGCUCCCACUUGUUGGAAUUCAAACUCCGCGGUGGAAACCCGAGUCAGAUCCGAAGUUUGGACAUCUAUAACGACUUGUCGCUAUCGCAUGUUAGCAUCCAGUGACCUCUCACUUGACGGCCUCUGAACGCAGGCGUCUCCUUGAGUCAGACAAUUAAAGUCAACUUCGACACCGCUUA